GGAUCUGGCGCCGCGCGCGGCGUCCGGGAGCCCCGUAGCCCACUGCUCUUCGCACUUGCGGUGCCGUUCCCGGGCCACCCGGGCGUCGGGCCAUGGCGUCCCCAGCGGCAGACGUGGUGGUGAUCGUUGGCAGUGGACUCAUCGGGCGAAGCUGGGCUAUGUUGUUUGCCAGUGGAGGCUUCAGGGUGAAACUCUAUGAUAUUGAACAACAGCAGGUAACAGAUGCCUUGGAAAACAUCAGAAAAGAGAUGACGUUUCUGGAGCAGUCGGGCUCUCUGAAAGGCUCUCUGGGUGCCCAAGACCAGCUGUCACUCAUCAGUGGCUGUUUGAACAUCCAGGAGGCAGUAGAGGGCGCCCUGCACAUUCAGGAAUGUGUUCCAGAAAACUUGGAGCUGAAGAAGAAGAUUUUUGCUCAGUUAGAUCAAAUCAUCGAUGACCAAGUUGUCUUAAGCAGCUCCACCUCUUGCCUCCUGCCUUCCCAGUUGUUUGCUGGCCUCGCACAUGUGCAGCAGUGCCUCGUGGCCCAUCCUGUAAAUCCACCGUAUUACGUGCCAUUGGUUGAGCUGGUCCCACACCCAGAGACGGCCCCCGCGACGGUGGACAGAACCCACGCCCUGAUGCGGAAGAUCGGACAGUCCCCAGUCAGAGUCUUGAAGGAGACGGACGGCUUUGUCCUGAAUCGCCUCCAGUAUGCCGUCAUCAGCGAGGCCUGGCGGCUGGUGGAGGAAGGAAUAGUGUCUCCGAGCGACCUUGACCUUGUCAUGUCAGAUGGCCUGGGCAUGCGGUACGCGUUCAUCGGACCCCUAGAAACUAUGCAUCUCAAUGCAGAAGGUAUGUUAAGCUACUGUGACAGAUACAGUGAAGGCAUGAAACGUGUCCUAAAGACUUUUGGACCCAUUCCAGAGUUUUCCGGGGCCACUGUUGAAAAAGUUAACCAGGCCAUGUGUCUGAAGGUUCCCGCGGAUCCGGAGCAUUUAGCUGCCAGACGGCGGUGGAGGGACGAAUGUCUGCAGAGACUCGCCAAGCUGAAAAGGCAGAUGCCGUCCCAAUAAGAGCUUCCUGUGAAGCCACCGGCCUUCCUUACCGGAAGUCCCAUUCGGUGGAGUCACCAGCACCCAACCCCACCACUCGGGACCAGUGGGGAGCCGGGCAGUCUUCGUGGAGGCCCGGGGCCUGGCCACAGCCGCGGGGCUGAUCGUGUCCCGCCUUGGGUUCCCAGCACACUGGGCCCGAGGGCUGGUCACUCCCGGCCACCUGGGCAAGCAAGAGAGCAAAUCGUCUGAGGAUCUUCACCUUUUAUUUUUAGUGUGAUUCCGUAUUUUAAUCUGUAGCAAAGUAUUUUCGUAAUUAUUGUCAAAUCUGCUUCUGAGUACUCCGUGGCCCUGAGGCAACUGCCUUCAUUUUGCUAAUGCUUAUUCUGAAUAAAGGUUUUUGAUUGCAUAAA
Herpailurus yagouaroundi (jaguarundi) is the source of this 1444-nucleotide messenger RNA. RefSeq names its product crystallin lambda 1 (gene CRYL1). The record is from RefSeq and is a predicted model, not a curated record. The transcript is spliced from 8 exons. Bases 93 to 1052 code for a protein of 319 amino acids. NCBI's taxonomy places the organism in Eukaryota, Metazoa, Chordata, Mammalia, Carnivora, Felidae. Gene Ontology annotation, molecular function: NAD+ binding; L-gulonate 3-dehydrogenase activity. Gene Ontology annotation, biological process: fatty acid metabolic process.